ACAAGUCCCAACAUCCUCUGCGAGUCACAAGCCAUUUCCCGGUGGCAGGCGCAGCGUGGAAGCGGAUAAAUGCUCGCGGAAACGGUGGAGGAGAGGUGUUCUUUCGCAAUGGCAGCGUCUGAGGAGGAGUCUGAGGCCCCGACCAAGCAACUGGAUGUCGCGCGCGGCUUGGAAAACCUGCCCGUGAGCGUGUGGCCCCCAGGGGCUGGGCCGGGGCCCUUCCAGUACACUCCUGAUCAUAUAGUUGGACCUGGAGCAGACAUUGAUCCCACUCAAAUAACAUUUCCCGGAUGCAUUUGUGUCAAAACUCCCUGCCUCCCUGACACUUGUUCCUGUCUCCGCCAUGGGGAGAACUAUGAUGAUAAUUCAUGCCUUAGAGAUUUAGGAUCCGAAGCCAAGUAUGCUGAGCCUGUUUUUGAAUGCAAUGUCCUGUGCCAGUGCAGUGACCUCUGCAGAAACAGAGUGGUCCAGAAAGGUCUGCAGUUUCACCUCCAGGUAUUCAAGACGGAUAAAAAAGGCUGGGGACUUCGUACCUUGGAACUUAUACCAAAAGGAAAGUUUGUCUGUGAAUAUGCUGGUGAGAUUUUAGGAUUCUCUGAAGUUCAGAGAAGAAUUCACUUACAAACAAUAUACGACUCCAAUUACAUUAUAGCCAUUAAGGAACAUGUUUAUAGUGGGCAGAUAAUGGAAACUUUUGUUGACCCUACCUAUGUAGGAAAUGUUGGAAGAUUCCUUAAUCAUUCUUGUGAGCCAAACCUGUUGAUGAUUCCUGUCCGAAUUGACUCAAUGGUACCUAAGUUGGCACUUUUUGCCGCCAAAGACAUUUUGCCAGAAGAAGAACUCUCUUAUGACUAUUCAGGAAGAUUUCUUAAUCUAACGGGCAGUGAAGACAAAGAAAGACUAGAUAAUGGGAAACUAAAAAAACCUUGUUACUGUGGUACCAAAUUAUGUACUGCUUUCUUGCCUUUUGACAGUUCACUGUACUGCCCCAUGAAAAAUCCAAACAUCAAUUAGGCCGUUUCCUGGCCUCUCUCAGUGGGUGGGAAUGAGGGGGAACUAAGCUUAAGUGGCUCAGCCACUUCUGCCUUCCUCUCUUGCAAGCAGUUUAUGCUCGAGGUAAGUCUGCUUCUUGGUAAGCACCCUGUCCCUCCCUAUAGUAAUUCUGUAUCUUUCCCUCUGACUAGUUGCAUAAGUUUAAUUCAGGAAUGUGGUGAACACUGCAGGUUGUCCAUCAGUGCUCUUUCUCCCCUUCUGUGAUAGUAAUCUCAGUUUUGACUAGUUAGAUGUUGCUGAGUGACUAUGUUCUAGCUAAUGGGAUAUAAGCAAAAAUGGUGUUCCCUUUCAUGGAGACAUCCUGCUCUUCUUUCUUUCUGUUGGCUGGAAUAUAUACAUGGGGACUGGGACUGGAGCAGCCAUCCUAGACCCCAGGAUGACUCUGGGAAAGGAACCCAUGCAUAGCAAAUCAAUAAGCUAGAAAGGAGUCUAGAUAACUGGUACCAUAGAACAUUCUGCCAGUCACCUCUAGACUCUUAGGUGAGAUAGUAUAGUCUUUCCCUUGUUUAACCCACUGCUAUUGUAGAUUUUCUAACACUGAACCUAAUCAUAAUGAUCCAAGAAAAUCCCUGUGGCUGCAUACUGAAACCCUGCUUCCCAACCAA
This is a messenger RNA of Carlito syrichta (Philippine tarsier), 1658 nucleotides long. Its product is annotated as histone-lysine N-methyltransferase SETMAR. Gene Ontology annotation, molecular function: protein binding; zinc ion binding; histone methyltransferase activity. Gene Ontology annotation, cellular component: nucleus. The transcript is spliced from 2 exons. Lineage: Eukaryota; Metazoa; Chordata; Mammalia; Primates; Tarsiidae. Bases 70 to 1014 code for a protein of 314 amino acids. The record is from RefSeq and is a predicted model, not a curated record.